UUAAACAGAUCAGGUUGGGCCACACAACACGCAAUUUUUAGGACAGCAAAAAUGAUGAGAAAACUCUUCAGCUUCUUGGUAGCUUUAAUUCUCUUCAGUCUGGUGUCUUUUGCUGGGGUUUUACUCUACAGCAAAGACAGCUUUUUGACCUAUUUAACAACAACAUAUCCUGUGGCAAAUGGAAAAUAUUCAUUUUCCAGGAGGGUAAAAGAGACUGAAGACCCAAAAGUCGGCCAAGGAACGACACAUAUGCCGGCCUCUAUGAACAAGACUUUGGGACCCUGUACUGACCCCCCUCCAAAUCUUCUGGGACCUCUCCAAGUGAAGUUUAACUUAAGUCUGACUUUGGAAGAGGUGAUAAAGGAGAUCAGUCCUGCUCUCCAGGAGGGAGGAAGGUACAAGCCGCCAGACUGCAUCGCAAUACAGAAGGUGGCAAUCAUCAUCCCAUUCCGAAAUCGGCAUGUGCACCUGAAACAAUGGCUGUAUUAUCUCCAUCCUAUAUUGAUGCGGCAGCAGCUGGACUAUGGUGUGUAUGUCAUCAACCAGGAUGGAGAUGGAGUGUUCAACCGGGCUAAACUGAUGAAUGCAGGAUAUGUUGAAGCCCUGAAGCAAUAUGAUUAUGACUGCUUUGUCUUUUCUGACGUAGACCUGGUUCCCCUAGAUGACCGCAACAUCUACAAAUGUUUUGACAAUCCCAGACACUUGAGUGUGGCUAUCGACAAAUUUAACUUUAUUUUACCCUAUGACACCAUCUUCGGUGGGGUCUCUUCAUUUUUCAAGAAUCAAUUCUUGAAAAUUAAUGGCUUCCCUAACACUUACUGGGGCUGGGGUGGUGAGGAUGACGAUAUCUAUAAGCGAACCCUCUUCCGUGGGAUGUCCAUUUCUCGGCCUGACUCUGAAACUGGAAAGUACAAGAUGAUCAAACAUAACAGAGACUUGCACAAUGAGGCCAAUCCAAAGAAUCCUGAAAAACUGAUACACACAGAGACGACCAUGGAUGAAGAUGGGAUUAAUUCCCUGAAAUACACAGUCAAGGAGAUUGUGAAGGGUGCAUUGUACACUUUUAUCACUGUGGAUAUUCAGGCUCCAGCAAGCUAAAAAACAUUUAAAACUACAUUUGGCAUUUGAUAAAUUUGAGUGAGACAUAACAUUUUUUUAAAAUUUGAAGGUAUGUUGAGGUAUUUAGAGAUAAAAUACAACACGUUAUCAAAGAUUAAACCAGUGAUUUUUACAUUUUUAUUUUUAUUUUGCCUUCUGGCAUCCUAAAAGAAAGCAGGAUACAGUCACGCUGACGGACUGAUUCUUAUGUGAUAGCAGAAGUACUCAGGUCUGCCACUUUAAGGAAGGACAACAAUCCAGAAUGUAUGGCUCGUAAAUGAUCUACACAGGUUGAUGCAAAGAUUAAUAUUUCUGUCUGAGAUCUGACGAUUACUGAUCGAGGUCAAAGUCUAUCUUGAAACCAGUCCCUAUGAAUAAAUAGUAUAUGGUGGUGAAGGGAUUUUAUAUCUUGUUUUACAUUUAUUUGUACAAUUAUUAAUUUCAAUCAAUCAAUCAAUCAAUCAAUCAAUCAAUCAAUCAAUCAAAAUUUAUUUAUAGAGCACUUUACAACACUCAAAGUGACCAAAGUGCUUUCCAGUUAAAAUCAAACAGUAAAAUUAGAAAUAAAAGCAAAUUAAAAGAAAGCAACAAUAGAACACAUAAUAAAAUCAAAUGAAAUCAAAUAAAAUGAGAUAAAAUAAGAUAAAAUGUCACCACAUUACUGAGUAUUAAAAGCCAGUCUGAAAAGAUAUGUUUUGAGCCGGGGUUUGAAAAAGCCAAAGUCGACGAUGGUGCGCAUGUCAGGGAGCAGUUUGUUCCAAAGUCUGGGCCUAGUGACUGAAAGGGCUCGAUCACCCUAGUGUUUGUACCUGGCAUAAUUUAGUUCUAUUGAUUCCUAUUGGAUGUCUGACAGAAAUGCAACAUCUUUUAUAUUUUUAUUGUUGUCAUAUGGGACACAGGGGAAAGGUACUAUGUCAGUGAGAAACCUGUUAUUACAUUUGUUGUUGAAAAUUGUUUAUACUGUUGUUUUCACUAUUUUUGGUUGUCACAGUUUAAGAAUGACAAUUGGAUGAUUAUUAUUGUGGCAGUAAUGCAAUGGUGUAUGUAUAUGUUUCUUUUGGAUGGAAGGGGUUGAUAUUUAUUCAUAACCUUUGCAGCAAACAUAGCAUUCUGUACAGUACCCAUAUAUAUGAUGAUGUCUUGUGGUCAGAACUGCCUUUGGACAAUCGAUCUUCUCCUACAAAGCAAUAACAGAAUGGAAUAAGCUUCCCACUGAACUAAAGGCAAUAACUGAUUUUAAAAACUUUUCUAAAGAGAAUAAAAAAUGGAUCCGGAGAAACCAAACCUGUCAGCAUUGACAGUCCUUGAAAUGACGUUUUGUUUUUUUUUUGUUUUUUUUUUAAUCGUGUAAAUGUGAGAACAUGAGAUCCUUUUUUAAACAAAUGUGAUGCAUUGCUUUUCUAUCUUUACUUGUUUCUCUCUUGCCUGCCCCAAGGACUGCAGAUGGAAACUAGCGAGUACGCUAUAAUCUGGUACAGAUUAUAGCGUACUCGACCAACACACACCGGCAAAGUAAGGCAUAUUAAACUAGCUAGCAGCAGUGUCACACACAUGAAGACAAUGAGCAGAACGAUCUUCAGUGGGAAGUUGACGGGCCGGUGGUACGGCUGGAAACCCACUGGACCGCCCUGCUGCAGAAUGGCCUGAUGGGCAGCGUGAAGCCCCUCCCCCAGACUGGGAAUCAGGUUGUUGUUAUGGCGACCGGGAGGGUUAUUUGGUUGGUUGUCCUCGUCUUCAUGGUCGCCCAGCAGGUGUGAGUGAAGGUCAAACACGUAUCCAGCUGUGAAUGUCCAACCUUGUGUUUAACAUUCUUCUGUACAUGGUCCCUGUGAAAUAAACUAAUCAUAAUAAAAAAAAAA
Amphiprion ocellaris (clown anemonefish) is the source of this 2957-nucleotide messenger RNA. RefSeq names its product beta-1,4-galactosyltransferase 1-like. The transcript is spliced from 2 exons. The record is from RefSeq and is a predicted model, not a curated record. NCBI's taxonomy places the organism in Eukaryota, Metazoa, Chordata, Actinopteri, Pomacentridae. Gene Ontology annotation, molecular function: beta-N-acetylglucosaminylglycopeptide beta-1,4-galactosyltransferase activity; cytoskeletal protein binding. Gene Ontology annotation, biological process: protein N-linked glycosylation; carbohydrate metabolic process. The coding region runs from base 52 to 1098 and encodes 348 amino acids.